AUGACUAAAUUUGUACGAAUUCGUCAUUGUUAUCAUCCCAAAUAUUAUUAUGCAAGAUGGAGUAACAAAUUACAUUAUCUUUGUUACAACGAUGAUAACGUAACAGAUGAAACAAUAUUUGUUAAUGAAGGCUUAAAACUUAGAUUAUUACGAUACGGUUACAAAGAUUUAGCUCCUGGUUUUGCCUCAUUAAAUGAUGUAACUACCGUGGAUUAUCUUGGACAAAUAAUUGCAUUUGAUCAAAUGGACAAUCAUUAUCCGAGUAAAUGA
This is a messenger RNA of Cercopithifilaria johnstoni, 270 nucleotides long. The record is from the annotation of a GenBank genome assembly. Lineage: Eukaryota; Metazoa; Nematoda; Chromadorea; Rhabditida; Onchocercidae.